CGGCGGCGACAGGAGCGCGCAGUGCCGAGAGGGGCGCGGCGGCGGCGGCGGCGGCGGCGGAGCGCGCCCGGCGCAUCCCUCUUUCCAUCCACCCCUUCUUUCCUCACUGGCACCACCGCGCCCCGUCCGUCCUGACCGGCUCCCCACAUGGCCGCGGCUCCUCGGGAAACGCCUCGCGCCGCCGCCCUGCCGGUGCCGGAGCCGCGUUGCCGGGCGGCGGCCGCCGCCGCCUCCUCCUCUUCCUCGUCCCCGCGGCGCCGCUAGCGCCCCGCGCCCCGCUCCGCGCAGCGCCGAGCUAGAAGAAGAAGAAGAAGCAGCAGUAGCAGCAGCAGGGCGCUCCCGCGGCACCGCCCCGGCGGCGGCGCUGCGCCGGCUCCGCGCGGCUGGACGGCGCGUCCGUGCCGCCUCCCCUCCCUCUGCUCCGCGCCGGCGCUCGGGACCACGGCGGCGGCCGCGGCUCGGCGGGACGCCCCGGGACGGAUGCGGUGGGUGCCGGGCAGCCCCCCGGCGAGUGCGAGAUGGCGCUCAGCGGCACGCUCCUUCCCUCCAUCGCCACCUUCGCGGCGGGCGCCGCGGGCCGCGAGAAGGCGGCGCGGCCCGCGGGCCCCGGCAACCGCUGGCGGGAGGAGCUGUCGCAGCUGAAGCGGCCGCCGCCGGCGCUGUCGGCGCGGCCGGUGGAGACGCCGCCGUCGGAGCUGGAAGGCGCCGCCGCUCUCGGGCCCCGCCGUGACGCCGAGGAGUUCAAUGAGCUGCUGGACUUCGACUUCAUCCUCUCCAACUCGCUCAUGCACCAGGAGCCUGCCGCCGCCGCCAUAGUGGUGGCUCCCGCCGCCACUCCGGCCCCCACCGCCAGCCCCUGCCCCGCCGGGCCCUUCGCCUACCCGCUGCCCCGGCCCGAGCCCGCCGGUCUCCUCUACGGCGGCGGCGGCGGCGGCUGCGACGGGGCGCCCGCCGCCGGGUCCGCCGCGCCCUUCAACCUGGCCGACAUCACCGACGUGUCCCCCUCGGGAGGCUUCGUGGCCGAGCUGAUGCGGCCAGACCUGGACGCGGUGUACCUGCCAGCGCCGGCCGCGCUGCCGCCCCUGGGCAGCCUGCAGGGCAAGUUCGUGGUGAAGGCGGUGGGCGACUACAGCCACCCGGGGCUUAGCCCCAAGAGCGGUCCGGCCGCCCCUCCGCCCGGCGCCGACGGCCCCGGCGCGCCCUACACCUCUCUGCCGCGGAUGUGCCCCAAAAUCAAGCAGGAGGCCGCGCCGCCGUGCACCCUGGCCCCGCCGCCGCCGCACGGGAGCAGCCCCCGAGGAGCCCCCCAGCACGACUUCGCCCUGGGCAGCCGCCCGCUGCCCGCCCGGAGUACGCCGUCGCUGGGGCCCGAGGAGAUGCUGAGCGGCAGAGACUGUCUCCCCGCCACGCCGGGGCUGGGCCACCCCCCGCUGCCCCCGGGGUACCCCCCGGCUCCUGGCUACCCCACCUUCCUGCCCGAGCAGCUCUCUCCCGGCGCGCUCCAGUACCAAGAGCUGAUGCCGCCGGGGAGCUGCCUGCCUGAGGAGACCAAGCCCAAGAGGGGACGCCGGUCGUGGCCUAGGAAAAGGACGGCCACACACACCUGUGACUAUGCGGGCUGCGGCAAAACCUACACCAAGAGCUCUCAUCUCAAGGCGCAUCUGAGAACCCACACAGGUGAGAAACCUUAUCACUGUGACUGGGAAGGCUGCGGGUGGAAGUUUGCCCGAUCUGAUGAACUCACUCGUCACUACAGAAAACACACAGGCCACCGCCCUUUCCAGUGCCAGCGCUGUGACAGAGCCUUCUCCAGGUCAGACCACCUCGCCUUACACAUGAAGAGGCACUUCUGAUUUUGGGAAAGCAGUGGAUCUUUCCCCUGACUGCCGCAGAGAUUCAGUAUUUACAGCACAAGGACUGUCUUCCACAAGACGGGGAGAACUCAUUUUAAGCACUACAGAUAAUCGAGGUGAAGUCUUCCAAAGAGUGGAAAAGAGGGAUAACUGCAUACGGACAUUGCAACUUUCUUUUUUUAUAGUUAUACACUUAAGAGAACCAAAGACGUUGGGGUCAAUGACUGGAUCUUCUAUCAUUCCAUUUGUAAAUCCAACUUGAAUUAUUUCUGGACUACAGAAUGCCAAGGAGUGACUGGAAGUCACGGAUAUCAGGGUUAAAUGGACUGCUUGUAGUUCGGAGGGUGGGGAUAUUACACAGGGAAAUUACAUUCCCUUAAUUUCCUUUCAAUGCAAUAUUAGAUGUACAUGUCAUCUUGUACUUUCUUUUUUUUUUUUUUUUUCCUUCUAAAAGCCAUUACAAUGUUAAAAGAGGAGGAAAAAUUCAGGUACAGAAUUAUAUUUUAAAAGCCUAUUUCAUGGUGCUUAGUGACUGUUGGUUCUAGAGGUACCAAAAACAGGAAGCCAAAGUUCUCAAACUGCUGCAUAUCUGACAAGGAACUAUUUUUUAUCUUCCGAUUGCCAAUUAUGACCUAAAUCAGGUGAAUAACCCUGGUUUAUCUUUUUGUUAAGAAAAUAACUUUAUGCAGACAGUCUGUAAUGCACUGUGGUUUCGAUGUGCAAUAGUUUGUACAAUGGUUUAUUCCCAAAUAUGCCUUAAGCAGAACAAAUGUUUUCUAUAUAGUUCUUUACAUAAUAAAUAUGUAAUAUAAAUUUAAGCAAACUUCUAUUUUGUAUAUUUGUAAACUACGAAGUAAUAAUGAACGUUUUGUUGGAAUUUGUAUUUUGCAUAUUCAAGGUGAAAAUAAGUUUUAAAUAAACCUAUAAUAUUU
This is a messenger RNA of Onychostruthus taczanowskii (white-rumped snowfinch), 2785 nucleotides long. RefSeq names its product Kruppel like factor 4 (gene KLF4). Gene Ontology annotation, molecular function: DNA-binding transcription factor activity, RNA polymerase II-specific; RNA polymerase II cis-regulatory region sequence-specific DNA binding. Bases 519 to 1853 code for a protein of 444 amino acids. Lineage: Eukaryota; Metazoa; Chordata; Aves; Passeriformes; Passeridae. The transcript has 5 exons. Gene Ontology annotation, biological process: regulation of transcription by RNA polymerase II. The record is from RefSeq and is a predicted model, not a curated record.